Molecule: messenger RNA, 1404 nt
Organism: Trametes versicolor FP-101664 SS1
Lineage: Eukaryota; Fungi; Basidiomycota; Agaricomycetes; Polyporales; Polyporaceae
Exons: 6
Coding region: 1-1404 (467 amino acids)
Source: RefSeq, a predicted model, not a curated record
AUGGCUCCUCGCGGUGAGUCGCUCCUCAUCCGCUCCGUUCUCCUCUGCUACCCUGAUCAGACCGUUAUUCCCGAUCGACUCCACCGUCAUGCCUUCAAAGGUCCAGACGUCGUUCUGAAAGAGCAGUACGUGCAUGACUUGUUCCGUGCCGGCCAUGGCUAUCCUGUCUGGCAUGGACACCCAGAAAUAGCCCCCUCUGGUUCGGAGCGCCACGAAGUUGAGCUGGGCUCCGUUAUAUAUCUCAGGAGCGGGGAGAUGAUGCCGCGGCUUUUGCUGAACACUGUCGCAGGACGUCCUCAGAGGGGACGUCUAGAGGGGAUAAACGGAGCGCCUGCUGUUCUCAAUCUCCUUCAACCACCACCACCCAUUGUGUCGCAACCUGUAUCUCUCGCAGAGGUCCCCGAAAAGACCAAGAAACCCCAAUCAAGCACAGCGACCCCGGAAGAAGCCAAGGAAUCUCCGCCCACCGAAGCUGAGCGGUUUCGACUAAGUCGGACGCCCAGACUCAACAAGAUGAUUGAGGCUCCUCUCCCAGGUCCUUCGCGCAUCGACUCGAAACGACCUACUCGCAUUUAUCUGGAUCCGGAUGUAGUAGUCUCCCGAUUUUCCGGUGCUUUCAAGAGCGGCAUUGUACGAUAUAUCGCGGACAAUCUCGACCAUUGGCUGGAUGUUGGGAACGGCGCGGUGCUUAGACCGGAAGACCUCUUCUUCGUGCACGGAACGACGAAGGCGAUGUACUGGAUCAAUGAGGUAUACCUCCCCGCCGACGACGGCGACGGGAAGAAAGGGUUCGGGUUCAUUCGCAACCUUAUAGAACGCCUCUCCAAGUUUCCGUGGCUCAACGCGGACCGCACAGCAACGGUCCAGCCCCCAAACCAUAACUCAAGUGACAGCUUUUAUCCGCGCGUGGUCCGCAAGGAUGCCAGCACCGGCGAGCUCGUGCAGGAACCUCCACAUCGACGGAGCACGGUGUUCUUCAACUACUUCAAGGCGAAGAAACGCGCAUUGAGCGCACCCAUACAAUAUCUGAAAGACUGGCAGAGGGAGUAUGGACUUCCAAAGAACGGCCCCCCGGUGCCCGACCCAGUGGAGUAUUUGCUAGAAUACAUGCUCAGUCACACCUCGUUCUUGAAUGCCAGAAUCGCGAUAGCGUCCGACACGGACCUCUACGCGAUAUUUCACGAUUUCAAAGGACACAUCCCUGAAGACAUCCCGUCCGCUCUCAGGGCGCGCAAGCCACACAUCCAAGUCGAGAAUGGCCUCGCCACGGUCUGGCCAGAUUGGACCAAAAUCGGUUUCGCGGACGAGCCCCCGAACCUCGUAGAGGUUGCUUCUGGAAGUAACGAUACGCUUGUGAGCGACCUCGGCUCGCAAGAUUCGCGCAAGGACCCGGAUGCGAAGUAA